Molecule: messenger RNA, 1752 nt
Organism: Peniophora sp. CBMAI 1063
Lineage: Eukaryota; Fungi; Basidiomycota; Agaricomycetes; Russulales; Peniophoraceae
Source: the annotation of a GenBank genome assembly
AUGGCCGCAUCUCAGAGCCCGAGAACCAUCUCCACCGACACAACACACGCCGAACAGCCCUCGUCCCACUCCACAUCCUCGUUUAUUCUCAACCUUCCAUCUGAGCUAUUGUCGAAGAUUGUGGAAAUAGUUGCCGAGCAGGAGCAGCCGCGAUCCCCUGUAUCUACAUACGAACGCGACAACGUCAGAAGAAGGGCGGAGCGGCAGGCGUUCUGGCUUUCGCUAAUAGAAGGAGGAACCUUGGGAUGGAUACGAUUGACGCACGUCUGCCGGGAUUGGAGGGCAACAAUCUGUGGAAACAUGCCGCUGCUCUGGGCACGACAUAUUGGCUGUUUCCGGACCGCCGGAGCGGUGGAGGAGAUGGUUCGACGCGCCGGAGAUGAUGUACCGAUCACCGUUGGAUUUGGCUCGGCCAGGACUACCCCGGACGAUUACUGUGAGCCCUGGACCAUCAUUGAAGAGCCCGCCAAGUCAUGGUCUUCAAUCCAAGCGGCCGCAUACAGAUCUCGCAUACGUUCUCUCUCCAUCAUCGACAUGUGUGGUGGAGAUAGUGAACACGACGCCGCUCCUCCUAUCAUCGACGAACUAUCAAGGCUGGAGGUUCUUACAGUGAAAUACCUCGUCUUUGAUACAUGCCAUAUCAAGGAUUCCAAGUUUCGCCAUCCCGACCUGCCCAUCAUCCGGUCUUCCUGCCUACAUCGAGUGCUAUACAGAAACUACUUCCUACCAUGGACCGCUUCGGGAUUGACACAUCUCUGCAUUGCCUUCGACGGCGUCAGACCCGGCCUUCCUGCUUUCCUCUUACAUGACGCUCUGACUUCGAUAGCGGCUACAAUCGAAGAGCUCAUGUUCACCUUUUGCGUACAUGGCGACUUUCUUGAUGCACGCCCGUCGUCGUACACAACGCCACACCUACAGACGCUACGUGUCUGCGACAUGAACGCAUGCAUUGACGCCUUACUUCAGAGGCUUUGUAUCCCGGAUACAGUGGAGCUGAAGCUGAUGCUUAAACCUAUCGACGUGGAUUGGCGCGAAAUAACGCAAGCUAUCACCAUGCAUGCGCUUCUCAGGCCCUCGUCUGCACCUCCUCUCAUCUCGUUGGGUACACCCGCGCAUGCUCACGAAAGCAAUGCAUUGCCAGCGCUCUUCUCUCAGUUCAUUACGGAUUCCCUCGCGAUGGACGGUACCCAUCCCGUGCCCUACCGCGUGGGCAACGACGGCGGCACGAUCGGAUCUCACAAUCUAAUCAAUCUUCAUCGGGCGAUAUUCCGCAUUAUAGGCGACUGGCCAGCCCCAGUAUCCUUCGCCUUUGACACCCCUCUUUGGAAAUCCAUAUACAACGUUGAGGAGACCCUCCUUUCUUUCCCACACAUCCACCAGCUUCGCGUGCGUGAUCCGCUCCACAUCGAAGACGUGAUUGGGCCGUCAACCCUGGACGACUUCUCAUUCCCGCGCACCGCGUUCGCAACUCCCGCUUCGCGAUUGGACCUACUCUGGGUUGUGCAGAGUAUCUCUGAUUGGACGUUUUAUAAGGCAGCCGUAUACUGCUUCGCGUUGGCUGCGAGAGUGAAACAGGAGACGUCGCUCGCCGAGGAGGAAGGUCAGACAGCCAUCGAGCAGCACAAGCCGAUUGUGCGGCUGCGUUUGGAUUUUGUUACGGUUGGGACCACAGUUCAGCAGGAGGACGGGAGGGAGCUUCUCGAUGUGCUUGGAGAGAUUGCUGAGGUUGUUGAGUUGCGCUUUCUACGAUAG